UGCUCUAAAGAUGGCGGAGUACGAUUUGACUACCAAAAUCGCGCAUUUUCUAGACCGGCAUCUUGUUUUUCCUUUGCUGGAAUUCCUCUCUGUUAAAGAGAUCUACAAUGAGAAGGAACUCCUACAUGGAAAGCUGGAUCUUCUCAGCGACACGAACAUGGUGGACUUUGCCAUGGAUGUGUACAAGAACCUGUACCCUGACAAGGAGAUCCCACACUCCCUGAGGGAGAAGAGGACGACGGUUGUGGCCCAGCUGAAGCAGCUGCAGUCCGAGACAGAGCCCAUUGUGAAAAUGUUCGAGGACCCAGAGACCACGAGGCAGAUGCAGUCCACCAGGGAUGGGAGAAUGCUCUUCGACUAUCUGGCCGAGAAACACAGCUUCCGGCAGGAGUACCUGGAUACCCUGUACAGAUAUGCCAAGUUCCAGUACGAGUGUGGGAACUACUCUGGAGCCGCAGAGUACCUCUACUUCUUCCGUGUUCUGGUUCCCUCCACAGACAGGAACGCUCUGAGCUCACUGUGGGGGAAGCUGGCCUCCGAGAUACUGAUGCAGAACUGGGAGGCUGCGAUGGAAGACCUCACCCGUCUGAGAGAGACUAUCGAUAACAACUCUGUCAGCUCCCCCCUCCAGUCUCUUCAGCAGAGGACCUGGCUCAUCCACUGGUCUCUCUUUGUCUUCUUCAACCACCCCAAAGGCAGAGACAACAUCAUCGAGCUCUUCUUGUACCAGCCGCAGUAUCUGAAUGCUAUUCAGACCAUGUGCCCCCACAUUCUGCGCUACCUGACCACUGCAGUCAUCACCAACAAGGAUGUGAGGAAGCGCAGGCAGGUCCUGAAGGAUCUGGUGAAGGUCAUCCAGCAGGAGUCGUACACGUAUAAGGACCCCAUCACGGAGUUUGUGGAGUGCCUGUACGUGAACUUUGACUUCGACAGUGCUCAGAAGAAGUUGAGGGAGUGUGAGUCGGUCCUUGUGAAUGACUUCUUCCUGGUGGCCUGUCUAGAGGACUUCAUCGAAAAUGCCCGUCUCUUCAUCUUCGAGACCUUCUGUCGAAUUCACCAGUGCAUCAGCAUCAGCAUGCUGGCAGACAAGCUCAACAUGACACCUGAGGAGGCUGAGAGAUGGAUCGUCAACCUCAUCCGCAACGCCCGGCUGGACGCCAAAAUAGACUCCAAACUGGGUCACGUGGUGAUGGGAAACAACGCCGUGUCGCCGUACCAGCAGGUGAUCGAGAAGACCAAGAGCCUGUCGUUCAGGAGCCAGAUGCUGGCCAUGAAUAUUGAGAAGAAGCUCAACCACAACAACCGCAACGAGACACCAAACUGGGCGACUCAAGAUUCCGGCUUUUAUUAAAUGAAUAAACAAAAAAAGAGUAAAGGAGGAAAAAAGAUCCAGUCAGUUCCCAUCCUAUAGAGCAUUCCCAUCCUGUUACAUCCUGCAGGUGUUUUCCAAAGGAGGGCCCUUUUGCAUUCGAUACAAGGUAUU
Messenger RNA from Megalops cyprinoides (Indo-Pacific tarpon), 1483 nucleotides. RefSeq names its product eukaryotic translation initiation factor 3, subunit E, a (gene eif3ea). The record is from RefSeq and is a predicted model, not a curated record. Gene Ontology annotation, cellular component: cytoplasm; eukaryotic translation initiation factor 3 complex; nucleus. Gene Ontology annotation, molecular function: translation initiation factor activity. Lineage: Eukaryota; Metazoa; Chordata; Actinopteri; Elopiformes; Megalopidae. The coding region runs from base 11 to 1351 and encodes 446 amino acids. Gene Ontology annotation, biological process: translational initiation. The transcript has 13 exons.